Molecule: messenger RNA, 1391 nt
Organism: Symbiodinium necroappetens
Lineage: Eukaryota; Dinophyceae; Suessiales; Symbiodiniaceae
Source: the annotation of a GenBank genome assembly
GCACGGCGCUGCCUCGACGGGGCGAUCGGCUUCAUGCGGAGGUCCACGGCCGCUUCGUCUCCGUUCUUCGGGGGCGCGGAGGUGCCCUUCACUGCAUCGACUCCAUUUGCUACCACACUGGCGGACCUCUUGCUAUCGGUGAUAUCGAGGAGGUGAACGGGGACCUUUGCAUCCGCUGUCCUUGGCACGACUACGACGUGAGACUGGAAGAUGGUGCGAAGCCCUACCAGUCCAUGAAGUUUGAUCCUGCAACGAAGAAGCUUGUCCCUGAUGGGUGGAAGUUCACUCGCAACACGCAGCGGAUGCACGAGGUGGUGUUGCGUGAAGGUGCUGCUCCAGAAGGAGGAAUUUGGGUCCGGCUGAGCACCGAGGGCAAGUUCGAAAGCGAUCAAUUUGCCUACAACGACAAUGCUGCUAAAAACGUGGCGCGAGGCGAUCGCACCUUUGCGCCAGAUGGCAAGAGCCCCGAAAGUCCGGAGAAGUCCGGGACUUCCGGUUACAAGCGCAGUGGGGAGGUGAUAGCUGAGAUGCGGGCCAAGGCGUCAGCACAGAAGAUGCCCCCACCUCCGGCUCUACUGACGCAGCCGGCGACACUGCAAAGCUUGCAUCCACUCGAGUGGCGGCCUUUCCGCCUUUUAAGCAAAAAGCAGCUUGCGGGCAGUGUUUGGCUGUUCCGCUUCGCGCUGCCCACGGAUCAGCAGCUUGGCUGGUCAUCGCUACGGCAUGUGCGGAUGCGCAUACCACUGCCAAAGAUGGAUGGUACUGGUCCUGCUGCAGUGGAGCGCGAGUACACCCCAGUGUCGCCUCUGGGCCGGACGGGUAGCUUCGACCUUGCUGUGAAGAUCUACCCGGAGGGCAUGCUGACGGCAAGGCUUGCCAAGAUGGCACCUGGUCAGCUUGUAGACAUUUGUGGACCACUGGGCGAUUUCACUUUCUCCUGGUCGGCGAAGACGUUGACCAGGCUGGUGAAGAGCCCGCUGGAGCAGACCUUGAAAUUCAACAGUAUUGUUUUCGUGGUGGCAGGCAGCGGUGUCACUCCCGCCAUCCAAGCGCUCCAGGACUGGGUGGCUUCAGGCCGUGCGGGAAGAGAUGUCACGGUAACAGUCAUCUACUCAACUCGCGACGAGGAUGAGAUUGCUUUCCUCCCAGAGCUCCGGCAAUUGGCGCAGCAGUUUGCCGAUCGCUUCCGCCUGCACCUGGCAGUGAGCCAGCCGCGAACGGAUGCCUUUGCAGAAGGCCAUCGCGGAAGGAUUGAUGAAAAGGUUCUUCAGCAAUGGCUGGGCCAGGGUGGGGUCGACACACUGGCGCUGGUCUGUGGCCCGCCUGGCUUCAACGAAAUCAUGAAAGAAGCUUUGGGGAAUUUGGGUUUUGCCCAUGUCUUGUGCCUUUAG